Molecule: messenger RNA, 1125 nt
Organism: Telopea speciosissima
Lineage: Eukaryota; Viridiplantae; Streptophyta; Magnoliopsida; Proteales; Proteaceae
Product: protodermal factor 1
Exons: 3
Coding region: 69-1067 (332 amino acids)
Source: RefSeq, a predicted model, not a curated record
GAAGUCUGAAGAACCAACCACAACGGAGCUCCCUAAAUCAACCUGGGUUCUUCUAAUUCAAGGCAGGGAUGUCCCAUCCCAUAAUCAUGGAUUCACUCCUCAGUUUCUUCUUCAGUACAGCUAUUUUGCUUCUCUCCACUGCCGUAAGAGAAAUACGAGGCGAUGCUAUGGUCACUGGUACUGUCUUCUGCGACCAAUGUAAAGAUGGGCAGAGAAGUUUCUUCGAUUACCCACUCGACGGAGCGAAAGUGAUGGUGGCGUGUGGGGGAAAUGAUGGGCAAAUGACGAUGUGGAAGGAAGAGACGACCAAUAUGCUGGGGAGUUACACAAUGAGGUUCGAGGGAAGCCCGGACUUGAGGGGUUGCUACGCUCAGGUGUCAGGAACCACCUCCAACGCUGGCUGCGGGGCAUCGGCAGGGCCUCCCGAGAAUUUGAAGCUCAUGUUUGAGAUGUUUGAUAUGGCCUUGUACACUGUGGAUGCUUUGAUCUCUCAGCCUGCCCAGCCUAUGCCCUUCUGCCCAACCAGGUCCUCUAACCCAACCCCAAACCCAAACCCAAACCCAAAACCAACCCCAAACCCAAAUCCAAAUCCAAAUCCAAAUCCAAAUCCGAAUCCAACUCCAACUCCAACCCCGACCCUGCCGUUACCCAGCCCACCAAGUGUCAAGUUGCCUCCCCUGCGGCCGGCUCCCUUCUUGGAGGCUUCUGCUUGUCCGUCUCAGAAUUGGUUGAUGCCAGAGUACAAAUGUUACUGGAAGGUGGUGAGCCCUGACACAAAGGUAGCUGUUGCUUUUGGGCUAACUGCGGCUGGAAGGUAUGGAACUGAUAUGACCCUACAUGAAGGACUUCAAGGAAGGGGUGACCUUUACAGAACCCUCCUCAGAGAAGGAACAACUGCACUACUCAACUCUUAUAACAGUAUCCAGUUUCCCUACCCUACGCUUGGUGUGAUCACAGAUAUGAAUUUGGCCUUAAUGGGCUCCUCUCGUCAAGCCCUCCUAACUGCUCUCCGCUUUAAGAGGGCUAACUCUGGCAAGGUUGGCUGCAAGUUCACCCCUUGCAAUUGAUAAUUAUAUUAUUGGAUUCUCUUUCCAAAAUACAAUCUACAAAAGGAUCUUUCUUUAU